Molecule: messenger RNA, 1310 nt
Organism: Haliotis rubra (blacklip abalone)
Lineage: Eukaryota; Metazoa; Mollusca; Gastropoda; Lepetellida; Haliotidae
Exons: 6
Coding region: 75-1229 (384 amino acids)
Source: RefSeq, a predicted model, not a curated record
UGUGGUGUUACAGGCGGGAGUGUCUCUAUGAUGGCUGUGUCUGUACGUCUGGGUUGAGUAUUGGAUAUGCAUUUAUGACCAUGAGCAGUUUUGUUCUUGACAAGGUGUCACCAAUUCGCCGUCCACUUGAGAUGAGAACAUCACUGGUCGCCAUGGCGUUUUUGGCUGGAGUACUUUCUUGUGCGGGUCAUUGGGCGUCAGCAUCUGUCAUUGUCUGUCUGACAAGUUACCCGCAGUCUGCCACAGAAGGAGUCGAGUUCACACUGUCCUGUACAGCAACACAGAGCGAUGGGUUGAUAAGUGUCAGCUGGUACAGAAACAAUGUUGAAAUGUUCAUGACAAGCAGUGAUGCCAACAUAUCUUCUUCCAUACUGAAACCCAACACCACUUUAUCAGAAUACCGCGCUGUGGUAGGACGUGUCACUGUCAGCUCCUCCCUCCAACAACACAACGUGACACUCAGGAUCAACUCUACACUCGACCAGGGCUCUGUGUGGAAGUGCAGGAGUGGGAUGCGUUUCAGCAAUAACGUCACUGUGGAGAUUACAGACAAAUCUGAAGCGUCCAUCUCAGUAAAAGCAACAAGAAAUCCAGUCAAUGGUGGACAGAUCCUAACACUGACUUGCGAAAGUACAAAUGACAUCACAGAAACUGUCUGGUCCAGAAACUCAGUGAACAUAUUCAAGACCAUCAUACCGAGGUCCAUGUUGGUGUACGACACCAACUCCCCCCAGUACCAGUCUGUGGCAGGACGUGUCACUGUCAUGUCCUCCCUCCUUCAACACAACGUCAGUCUCAGGAUCAACUCUACUCUCGACCAAGGCUCUGUGUGGAGAUGUCAAAGUGGAAACGUGUUCAGCAAUAACGUCACGCUUGAUGUGGUGGAACAUAUACGGGAUGGAAGUAUUUUACCCCUCACCGCUGCAGUUGCCAGCAUCAUCGUCGUCAUCGUCAUCGUCGUCGCCAGUUUUAUCUCUGUGUUACUGGUCAGGAAGUAUAAGAAGGACGUCGCAGAAAGCCACAGUCAGAUGUACAGCACCAUGUCACGUGACCCUGACACUGACAACAAUUACUCUGAGUUGGGUCCUGGACUCACAAAUAAGAGGCUUCCGAAUUCCAAGCCUGCCACCACAGGGGAGUCCGUGGCCUACUACAACACUGUUCCCGCUGACAGCCAGUAUGAAAACCCACCAUCUUCUACUAAGAAACCGGAUUCUUCAUACGAAUGAGGGCCUGAGUUUAGGUUUACACCGCUUUUAGCAAUAUUCCAGUGAUAUCACGAUCUAGGACACCAGAUAUGGACUCCACAC